AUGUCAUCUGCGGAUCAACUCGACGAGAUGACUGAAUCCCGCUGGUUUUCACGAUAUCUUCAACUUACCUUGAUGUGGCACCAGGCCCACUGUGAUCUAUACCGUCUCUUUAUUCCCACGCACCCGGAUUCUGCGCCGAAUAUUAUCACAGAUAAUGUCGAGGUGGCCUUCAAAGCUAAUGCAGUGAGCGCCUGUAUCACACAUUCAGAAGAGAUACAUGUGAUCCUUUCGAAGCUGGAGUCCAUGCCACGAAGGCUCGUAUUUCCACCUUCGGUUGCCAUAUGCGCCUAUCAAGCUACUAGGCUCUCUCUGUAUCUAUUGUAUCCUUCAAUCUUGAACUGGAAAGCCGACAUCAGCAGCUUUUUUAUGAAGGCAGAUCUUUCAUUAAGGAUUUUGCGACAAUUCUUUAUAUGUGCGACAGCUACGGAGCCCAUCAUUUAUGACUUGGAAAAUAUCGUGAAGAAGGCAAAAUCAGACCCGAAAACUAUUGAGAAAGAUAUGGACGAUUAUCCUUCCCAACCAGAAGAGCGUCUAGAUCGAAAUACACACCUUUCAGUGCACAGUUUGAUGCGACAAGCAAACUUUACUGAUGAUGGGUAUGAGUAA
Penicillium angulare is the source of this 606-nucleotide messenger RNA. RefSeq lists its product as uncharacterized. Bases 1 to 606 code for a protein of 201 amino acids. The record is from RefSeq and is a predicted model, not a curated record. Lineage: Eukaryota; Fungi; Ascomycota; Eurotiomycetes; Eurotiales; Aspergillaceae. The transcript has a single exon.